Molecule: messenger RNA, 2004 nt
Organism: Exophiala viscosa
Lineage: Eukaryota; Fungi; Ascomycota; Eurotiomycetes; Chaetothyriales; Herpotrichiellaceae
Exons: 4
Coding region: 117-1871 (584 amino acids)
Source: RefSeq, a predicted model, not a curated record
GAGCUGCGCUCACCUGUCCUGGCGUUCAAUAGUGUGAUGACAAUACACCAUGUGCAGCAUGCGUUGCGAAGCGCACAGAAUGCAUCCGCGAAGUAGCUGAAGAUGGUCGACGGAGGAUGGCAUGGAAGAGGAAGGUCGAAGAGCUCGAGUCAGACCAGAGACUACUGCCUGAGUUGAUCGAAGCAAUCCGCACUGGCGACAACAACCAGGUGGAAAGCCUCAUAAACCUCAUCCGAAGUAGCACAUCCCACGAGGAACUGGUCGGCCACCUUGCCGCCAAUUUUUCCGGGACCGUCACCAGCGCUGAGGAGGACGAGGCUCGUAGCAAGGCUUCCACCCGUCAGCAAUCGCCCUCAUCGCAGCCGAGUCGUUCUUCGAGAGUCUUCCAGGCAUCGAGCGUCCCAAUAUACUCGGUGCCGGCAAAACCGUGGACGACGAUAACCGAUGAUGAUGUGCUAGUCUCGCAUUUGCUCUCACUAUGGUUCACAUGGCGCCAUUGGUGGUACCCCUUUGUCGACCGCGACGCCUUGAUCUCAGCCAUGCAAGAUGGGAAAGAAGAUGAUGAUAUGUGCACACCAGCAUUGGUCAACAUGAUCCUGGCAGAUGCAUGCUUUGAUUUUGAUAAUCUGGAUGAGGACAACAUCAACCCAUCAAUGGAAAAAUCCCUGCAAGACCUGUUCUAUGAGGAAGCAAAACGCCAUGCAGAAUCUACAAGAACAAAGGUCUCACUGCCGUGGAUACAGUUCCUGGCGAUUCAGUGGCAGUACUUGCAAAACCGCGGCAUCGAGAGGCUGGCAACCUCAAUCAUGCAAGAAAUGCUUUAUGUUCUCAGACAGUAUGACAAACCUAGCCGAUCGCAGAAGCCGAAGACGAGACGCGGGAAAGAACGAGUCUCGGGUGCGCAACGGAUCUUGGGAUAUACUAGCUGGGCCGCCUUUGUGUCAACAACAGCAGCCACAUUCGCCAUGCGUAAUCAUCCACUGAUGGAACCUCCUGUGAAAGACAAGCCUGUUGUAUGUAAGGGCGAUUUUGGUGAAGCAUGGUUGCCUUAUCCCCGCGAACAUCCACCAGUCUCAGCGCAUUCCGACUGUCAUCUUCACUAUUUGAGCACUUUGUUCGAGAUAUGUUACAAUAUCAGUCAAUGUCUUUUUGUCGAAGACGGGCCUAGGAUAAGUCCGACCACGCGGGACGCACUAGAAGAGCUUCAUCGUGACCUGACAACAUGGUACGGCGAACUGCCCGGUUGUCUCGAAGUUGCAGGAGUCAAAGCACCCCAUACUCUGAGUGUCCAUGCGCAAUACCACUGGGCUGUUUUGGUGUUGUCCGAGUUGAAUUUCACAUUGCAAACCGAUGACGAAGAUGAUGCCACCGUCGAACUCCUGGUUCCUGUCGUUCGGGCGCAACACAUGACCUCAGCCCUUGCUAUUGCGGAUCUCGUACAUCUGCAGUCCGUAUAUUGGGGCGUCGACCACAUCCCGAUCAGUUUUCUCGAACCCAUCAACGCAGCUUUGGCAGUCAUUAUAGGUGAUAUGGAGGCUCCCGAACGCAAAUCCCCUUUUGUCAAGCUAGCAGUCGCUCUUCAUGGUCUAUCUCGUCGCUCCGUCGCCGCCGAAAGUAUGCUUCGCAUGUUACGGUUGACACUACGACAACGUCGACUCAUGUCCGCCAAGGACGUCGACAACUUGUUCAAGGAUGCAAGCGAUCACUGGGAAGCUAGUGUGCUGUCUCCUCAUGUGGGUGUCGCAACAGCCAGUGACGCAACGCAGUUCGGUGAAGCCGGGAUCGCCGAAGAAACUUACGACAUGUUGGUCGAGAAGUGGGAUCAAUUCAGCUUGGGUGCGCCUUCGUCGUCGAGCUCUUCGUCAAGCUAAGUAAGUAUUGACACAAGCCCUCGGAGAGAGAAGGCGAAUACAGCAUAUCUCCUUGGCAAGGACAACACCCAUACAUGCCAUGCCCAUGAUUGAAUUCCGAAUUGGACCGGUAUCCUGUCUACAAGAACGUUUU